Molecule: messenger RNA, 2222 nt
Organism: Bombus pascuorum
Lineage: Eukaryota; Metazoa; Arthropoda; Insecta; Hymenoptera; Apidae
Product: neuroepithelial cell-transforming gene 1 protein-like
Exons: 5
Coding region: 103-1620 (505 amino acids)
Biological process (GO): positive regulation of Rho protein signal transduction
Molecular function (GO): guanyl-nucleotide exchange factor activity
Source: RefSeq, a predicted model, not a curated record
GCCUACAUUUACACCAACGGUUAUCUCAUCUGUUAUCUCUUAUGGAAUAUGAAUAACUGUAUGUAUUUCAAUAUUACGUGAGUUUUUAAAAGUAUAAGGGAAAUGUAUGAUGAUAGCAAUAAUACAAAUAAAGAUGUAUUUCAAGAACCUCGAAAAAAAUUUUGGCUGCGAACAAGAAAACGUCCAAAAAGUGAUGCUAUUAGUAUCAACUCAAUGGACAUAUCUAUCGAAUCAGAUGUAGGCAAAAAGAAAAAAAGAAGAAGAAUUACAGAAGUGGCCAGCAGCAUCUUUUCAUCUUCUACUCUAGGUAGUAAACAAGGAAAUAAUUUUCAUAGAUCUUUCACAAUUCAACCAAAUACAUCAGACUUGCCAUUUGUGAAUAAUGAAGCAGAUACAGGAACAUUAAAGAAAAAGCACAAAAAUAAUAUUGAAAACUCUAAUAAUAUUACACUCAGAAGUUGGGUACUUGAUGUAGCAAAUACAAAUAUCAAGGAUAAACCUAAUUAUGUUUUGAGCAGAAAAGAAGUGAAAAGACAAGAAGCAAUUUAUGAAUUGUAUUGUGGAGAAAAUGUAUUCAUUAAUGACUUAUGUGUUCUCAAAGAUUGUUACUAUGAACCACUGAUAUCUAGUAGUAUUUUUAGUUCUGAUGAAUUAGUUACAGUUUUUGGAGAUAUAACACAAUUCAUUGAAAUACAUAAUAGAUUGAGAAAUGAAUUAAUUGGUCUAAGAGAUAAAUAUGGAUUUACAGAAAUAGUUGGAUCUACAAUAUUAAAUUGGAUUCCAACAUUAACAAACCCAUACCUGGAAAGGUGCCGAACACAAAUAUGGGCAAAACACUUGUUAGAUGAAAAAAGGUUGACAAACAAACGUUUUCAAUCAUUUUUAAAAAAACGUUUAGAAUCUCCUCAUUCAAUAGAUUUGUGGACUUAUAUAGAUGUAGCAAGAUCAAGAAUUGUUAAAUACCCUUUAUUGAUUAAGGAAAUAUUAAAGCAUACUGUAGCAACACAUGCAGAUGAAACAUCCUUAAAAGAAGCAUAUGAUUUGAUAUCUAAUUUACUUAAAAAUAUAGAUAAAACCAUGGGUGAUGCAGAAUGCAAAUUGGCUCAAUCAAAAAUUAAUGUAAAGCUAGAUUAUGAUCCUAGUAAAUGCAUUGAGAAUGCAACAGAGUUAAUCACUCAAGGGCAGCUUAAAGAUACAAGGGGAAUGAAAUUUCAGUGUUUUCUUUUUAACACUGGCUUUGCAAUAACUCGUGGAACAAGAUCUUCAAGUAAAAGGUACAAUUUAUUUUGUCCUGUUAUACUCAAGGAACAAAUCUGCAUAAGUACAAAUGAAAAGUUUGAUUAUGGAUUUAAAAUUGGAGAUCAAAUUUUAAUAACAGAAGAUGAACAUGGAAAAAGACAUUGGAUUGAUUCGUUUAGUAAAGUUUACAAAUGCAAUAUUAGUCCAUCACAAAAUGUAAUUGACAUCAGUGAAAAAGAAAAUGAGGAAAUUUUAACAACAUCAAAAACAAUUCGAUCUACUAGAUUGUCUAUGAAUAAGACAAGUGAAAAUAAUUUUUCAUUAACAUUAAAAAGGAGUUUUUUAAAACAGAAACGUAGCAGCAGCAUUGGUUUUGUUUAACAUUAGACAACUUUGAAUUUAUUAUUUUAUGUUCAUACAUUAUCAUAUAUAAAUAGAAAUAUAAUUUAGAUCCAUUAAAAAAACGUUUAGUUCGAUCGUACUAGGAACAUCUGUGUGUAUCAUAAAUUAUUGUUAAAUUCGCUCAUAUUUCAUUACGCUUUAAAGAUCACAUUCCAGUUUCAAACUAAAAGAAUUAUUAUAUAUUAACAUGUGUACUUACCUAUGUAUUAUUUACAUAUUUUAAAGUAAAUAGUAUUAGUGUAAAAUAUAUAAAUUAUAUAUGUAUACAUAUUCAUAUAUUUAAGUACAUAAUAGAGGUGCUAAUGUGAAGAUAAUGAUAAUAAUAAUAAUAUAUACAUAUAUUAUUAUUAUAUUAUUUAUAUAUAUAUAAAUGUAAACACAUACUAGUUAAGAUAUGAACUAAAUAUUUUUAAUAAAUCUGUACAAAUAUUUCUGAUAUUAAUUGUAAGAAAAAAUGGGGAUCAAUUAAAGUGAUUGUAAAUGCAAUUUAUAUAGGUAUGCACAUUUAUGUAUUUAAAAAUGGAAUUAUUUUUUUAUGGAUAUUUUAAAACAUAAUAAAAAAAAUGAAAAUCGGGAAUUUA